Molecule: messenger RNA, 1246 nt
Organism: Megalobrama amblycephala (Wuchang bream)
Lineage: Eukaryota; Metazoa; Chordata; Actinopteri; Cypriniformes; Xenocyprididae
Product: lysophosphatidic acid receptor 6-like
Exons: 2
Coding region: 156-1205 (349 amino acids)
Biological process (GO): G protein-coupled receptor signaling pathway
Cellular component (GO): plasma membrane
Molecular function (GO): G protein-coupled receptor activity
Source: RefSeq, a predicted model, not a curated record
GGAAAUCCUGUCUUGGUUCCUUUUUGUUACUUACAUGAUACUGAAAUGUUCACAUAAAGCCAUUUGCUUUCAUAUCACUCUCUGCGCAAUUUAUGUAGGCCUAUUCCAAAUGUGUUUUGAGGGGAGUGUUGCAUGACCUGUGGCAUUCUUCUAAGAUGAGGACCUCAGAAUCAGUCCGUGUAGGGAACAGCAGCAAUGCGAGUCAAGGGAACACAUGCUCUCCUGAGCCUGAGCAUGUGUCUCUGGCUGUGAUCCUCUGUCUCGUCUAUCUGCUGGGCCUCCUGCUCAACGGAUUCAGCCUGUGGGUCUUCACCUGUCGCAUUCACAAAUGGAACUCUGGAACCAUUCUGCAGUUCAAUCUGGCUCUAUCUGAUGCCAUCAUUACACCACUCACCCCACUGAUGGCAGUGUACUUCGCCAUGGAUGACUGGAUUUUUGGGGGAUUCAUCUGCCAGCUGAAGAUUGCCGUGCUCAGCGUCCACUUCAGUGGGAGUGUGAUCUUCCUCACGCUCAUUAGCAUUCAUCGCUAUAUGACCGUGGUUCACUUCAGACGCUCUUCGUUGAUGAAAAGGAAGACAUUCGUGAAGAAGCUGUGUGCUGGGAUUUGGUGUUUUCUGAUAAUACUUGGCAUUAUCUAUGGAUGUCUGCUUCCUGUAACCACUGAGAAAACCUCUGUAACUGAGAAAACGCAGUGUCUUACUAUUCAUCAGACAACUCUGACAGAUGCUUACUUUAUUAUUAACUUUGUGUUUUUUUUCUUUUGGUGUAUUUUACCUUUAACUAUAUCAGUGUUUUGCUACAGUCGCCUGGCGAGCUCAGUGUCCCGCAUUAACAUAAACUCUGUUCAGGGCCAGUCGGUCAAGAAUAAAUCCUUGAAGAUGAUAGGGAUAUGUCUGGUCAUAUUUGGCCUUUGCUUUCUUCCUCUCAACGUUGUUCGAACCAUCGGAGUAGUCGUGAAAAAGUAUCACCCUAAGGAAUGCAUGCUUCUGUUGCGGUUGCAAACAGCAUAUUAUGUAUGCUAUAUACUGGCAGGAAUCAACUGCUGCUUGGACCCCCUAAUCUACUUUUUUGGAUCAAGUAAUUUCAUUAAAGCAUUCAGGAGAUCUCUUAGGGUAAUAGGGUUUAAAAAUAAUGUAGAAAACAAAAAUGAAUCAGAAACAUUAAGUCAAACUGGAAACAAGAAUGUAAUUUUUACUGUCUCUUAAGGCAUUUUAAAGUCAGCAUUAAACAGAAUUUGUGAUCAUAA